AAACACGUUUGUCCCUUUUGGUUGUUGCUAAAUUAUAAAUAACUAAUACUCUUGUCCAUUGUUAGUUAAUGCCGAUUUAUAACAAGAGUAAUAAUAAAGAUCAUAUGCUACUUUACUGUUCAUUAAAAAUGAAUUGGACUAAUGAUGAUUGCUAUAUUAAUAUUAAUGCACAUCUGACUGACUGAUCUGACUGUACAUUCUUAUUUUAGGGUUGUUGGUUAUAUUAUGAUUAUUUUAACAAACAGUUUUGCUUCAUACAUGAAGUUUAACAGCAUCAGGUCAAAGAGGGUAAACUUAAUCAUUCAGCUGAACUGUGCAAGUCCAUAAAAUUAAUUAAUAAUCAAGCCUCAUCUAAGUGGAAGUGAGUAGUUAAGAUCUAGAAAUUAAUUGUAACAAAGUAUUUAAUAUGCAGGCAAGUGUGUCUGUUUUUAUAAAAGUGUACCUUUUAUGGAAAUAUCAGAAUCUUUUAACUUGAAUGAUAUAACAGUGUAUAUCACGAAUAUUUAAAAUGAUUAAGAUGUGUUUUAUUUUAAAGAAGUCACAUGAUUGGUUAUGUAAUAUUAAUGUAAUUUUGCAUGUAUGAUUGUUUGAGUGAUGGAGAGGGUCUGGCAUGGCUGCUGCUGUCACACAGGUGCCUCAUAAACGGAGAAGCAUUGGAUCCAGCCGCUCACAUCCAAACCCACCUUAUGGCCUCCAUCUACCUGCCCUCAUUAGAGGACUCGUCUGAGGUGAAGGAGGGCUUCCUGUGUCCUCUCUGUUUGAAGGACCUCCAGUCAUUUUACCAGCUACAAGGCCACUAUGAAGAGGAACACUCUGGUGACAACCGGCACGUUGGUGGUCAGCUGAAAAGCCUGGUGCAAAAGGCAAAGAAAGCCACAGACAAGCUGUUAAAGCGCGACGGAGAUGAUCGGACGGACAGCAGCUAUGAAUCAUUUUAUUAUGGAGGAGUGGACCCCUACAUGUGGGAGCCGCAGGAGCUCGGAGCCACCCGCAGUCACUUGGAUUUUUUCAAGAAGCAGAGAGCUGCAAGAAUUGACCAUUACGUGAUUGAAGUCAACAAACGCAUUAUACGACUGGAAAAGCUAACAUCAUUUGACAGAACCAACAUGGAUGCAGCGCAAAUAAGAUCACUUGAGAAGUCCGUGGUAUCAUGGGUGAACGAUCAAGAUGUGCCAUUUUGCCCUGAUUGUGGGGGCAAAUUCAACAUCCGCAACCGGCGCCACCAUUGCAGACUCUGUGGGUCCAUUAUGUGCAGAAAAUGCACAGAGUUUAUUCCUCUGCCACUAGCAUAUAAAUUGACCAGUGGAACAAGGGAGGCCCUGUGGGCUCCGGGGCAGAGUGGGUCUCCUGGAUCUGCAGGCCCAGUGAUGCAGCAGAUGUCUCGCCGCAGCUCCAUUAACAGCAUCUCAUCUGUCACCUCUGUGUUGGAGGAGAAAGAUGACGACCGAGUACGUUGCUGCCAUCAUUGCAUGGAUGCACUUCUCCGGUAUCAGCACAAACUGGAGGAGAAAGACCACGUGCCUGAUAUCGUCAAACUCUAUGAGAGGUUAAGGACAUGUAUGGAGAAAGUUGAAGCUAAGGCUCCAGAGUACACACACAUGGCACAGUCUCUCAAUGCUGGGGAGACGACCUGUAGACUAGAGAGUGCUGCUGCACUAAGGAUGGAGAUACAGAAAUACUAUGAGCUCAUUGAUGUUCUGAGUAAGAAGAUACUCGCACUCGGACUAAAAGACGAGGUCCAGCCUCACCCCAAAGCCCUGCAGCUGCAAAGGAUGGUGCGCUACACAGCUACACUUUUUAUACAGGAGAAACUGUUGGGACUGACGUCGCUCCCCACCAAGGAGAAGUAUGAGGAGCUUAAAGAGAAGAGAAGAGAGGAGCAGGAGAAAAGAGCGCAGCAGGAGAGACAGGCUGGCCUGGAGGCACAAAAACGGCAUUUGGAAAUUGAAAAUAACCUCGGUGCACACGAGGAUGUUCCAGGUCCACGCAUGAGGAAAGCCGGUGGCUGGCUGCCACAAUCAGACACUCAGCAUACUCGCUCUGAGCUGGACGACCCUCUCCUGCAGCAGAUCAAAAACAUUGAGUCGUUCAUACGGCAGGCGCGCUCCGCAAACCGCACCGAUGAAGUGGCCAUGCUGGAGGAGAAUCUGCGGCAGCUGCAGGACGAGUUUGACGCCCAGCAGACCAGUCGAGCCAUCCAGCUUUCACAGAGGUUGGCUGAGGAGACCGACAUGCAGCAGAGACAAUUUGAUCAUCUGCAUCAGAGAGAGCUUGAGUACAGAACCCAAUCAAAACUGUCCUCCUUGGAUUUUAGAGACCGAGAAAAUGUUUGGAAAAGAGAGGAGGCGGAAGGUGACUUGGGAGAACAUCUGAUUGAGAGCCCUGGGUCUUCAUCACAUCUAUUAGGAAACUCUCCUCCCUUAGACAGGCAAAGAGAUAAACAUACAUCGACUCCACCCACCAGAAACCCCUUUGACGAGGAGCAUUUAUCUCCUGCUGAGGAAGAACCCAUAAACUCUCAGACAGUCAAUGGAAAGAAAGAGUACAACCCGUUUGAGGAAGAAACCGAUGAAACGGAAGAUCUAGAUACAGCUAAAGUGAAGUCACCUAUAAAUCCUUUUGAAGAUGACGAUUAUGAAGAUCGAGGUAACCCUUUCAAAGAGGUUUCCAAAGAGAUUCCAGCUGCCUCAACAAAUCCGUUUGAUGAAGAGGAUGAUGAGGAUGGCUCAGCACUCGAUGACGGGAUUGAGGAAGAGCUACUUCUACAACAGAUCGAUAACAUCCGGGCAUAUAUCUUUGACGCCAAGCUAAGUGGACGUUCUGAUGAAGUGGAGCUUUUGUCAGAGAACCUAAAGGAGCUGCAGAAAACACUACAAGAGCAGAAAAGAAAAAAAUAGUGACCAUCACAAGUUUUCAGUUACAGAUUAACAGUGUAAGAUAACUGAUGCACUAGACAAAAAUAUAAAACAAAUUUCAAAACUGGUUUCUGUGCAAGAAUGCAUAGUAGUAGGAACAGAUCAGAUCUUAAUUAGAACAACUCAAUUUCUGGAAAAAUGUGUUAUUUAAUCAUCAUCAUAAAAAAAAAAAAAAAAAAAACUAAGUCCUAGCAUUGGGUAAUAUUCAAGUAUUUUAUGUGAACAAAAUCUCAAUAUGUAUUCUCAAGUCAUAUAAAUGGGUAGAAAUAGCUGGUUAAGAUUUUCUGUUCAACUAAGUCAGUAUUUCAUGCACAUUUUGCUUUAGAAUUUUAAGAAAAUCUAAGUUUAUGUAUUGAAGUCUAGCAUGAACACACACCUGCAUCUUUGAACUUUAUUAUUAUUAUAUUGAUCUAAUAGAUAACCAGAACUUCACUAAAUAGAAACCCUAAUUUCUUUUUUCAUCCUUGAAACAUCAAA
Molecule: messenger RNA, 3392 nt
Organism: Carassius carassius (crucian carp)
Lineage: Eukaryota; Metazoa; Chordata; Actinopteri; Cypriniformes; Cyprinidae
Product: rabenosyn-5-like
Exons: 11
Coding region: 576-2897 (773 amino acids)
Molecular function (GO): metal ion binding
Source: RefSeq, a predicted model, not a curated record